Molecule: messenger RNA, 6879 nt
Organism: Ruditapes philippinarum (Manila clam)
Lineage: Eukaryota; Metazoa; Mollusca; Bivalvia; Venerida; Veneridae
Product: phosphatidylinositide phosphatase SAC2-like
Exons: 10
Coding region: 107-1174 (355 amino acids)
Biological process (GO): phosphatidylinositol dephosphorylation; regulation of endocytic recycling
Cellular component (GO): clathrin-coated endocytic vesicle; early endosome
Molecular function (GO): phosphatidylinositol-4-phosphate phosphatase activity
Source: RefSeq, a predicted model, not a curated record
CUCUAUGAUUCCCUGAUACAAUUCAGUUGUCAAAUGCAGAAAACUAUGCACAUUUGUUGUCUCAAGUUGUGUAUUUAGUAUUUGUGUGGAUAUACUCAGUGAUAAAAUGGAAGUAUUUCAAACCGACAAUCACUACAUCAUUCUUGACGGGGAAUUUAGUCUCUGGUGCAGUAGAAGACAUGGCACUCUUGAACCUAAGACAGGGAAUGAUUUGUGUUCAGCCUGGAACCCAGUAUGUAUAGGUUUGGUGUAUGGUGUUAUUGGAAAGAUCAAGAUUCAUUCUGAGUCUGAGUGGAAGUUAUUGUUGAUCAGCAAACAGACAUGUGUUGGCAAGCUGGAAGGUGAACAUGAUGUAUUUCAGAUUAACAAGAUCACUGUCCUGUCAUUAUCAGACACGGAACCUGCCGAGGUUGAUCUUGAUCUUUGUAAGAUGCAUCACUUUGGAAUUCGUCAGACAGAUCGUAUCACACAAAAUGCCGACGGUCAAGGGAAGUCACUCCAGAAGACUUGGAACACGAUCAAAUCUGCUGCUGAGAAUGUAAAACCUAAGAAGAAAGUGGUCAAAGACAAAGAAAAGUUUGAGAGACGAAUAUUAGAGGAGCUGAUCAAGAUGUACAAUGAAAGUAACACUUUCUAUUACUGUAAGACACAUGAUCUGACCAAUACAAUACAGCGUCAGUCCUCGUCAAGUUACGAUAGUACCCUGCAACUGUGGCAGAGAUGUGAUAGACGAUUCUUCUGGAAUCUUCACAUGGUGAAGGAACUGACAGAUCUAACACAGCAAGAUAAUGAUACGCUUGAACUUGCCAGCCAUUGGAUCCUUCCAGUUGUUCAAGGUUGUAUAGAUAUCCAGUCAUGUGUUCUAGACUUCAAUGAGUCAAGUAAAGAUCUAAGCCCAGUCAUGCCAAAACCAGCCAAAGACCCCAUCUCAUAUACUAUGAUUCUCAUAUCUAGGAGGAGCAGACAUAGGGCUGGUACAAGAUCAAAAAGAAGGGGUCUUGAUGAAACAGGAGCUUGUGCUAAUUAUGUAGAAACAGAACAGAUUAUAGAAUUCAGUCAUCACCGUGUGUCUUUCGUUCAGGUACGAGGAUCAAUACCAGUAUUCUGGAGUCAAACUGGAGUGAAAUACAGGCCGCCACCAAAAUUAGAUAAAGGACUAAUUUGGUACAUUUGAUGGAAUCUGCUGUAAGGGGAACAAAAAUGCACCAAACGCAUUCAAUACGGUAAAUUGCUCAAUGCUUAUGAAGAAACAGUUGAAGAGAUCUAUGGUAAAAUGAGAACGAUAUAUAUAAUGAAUCGUUUGAUGAAAAAACUUAAUAGUUAUUGUUGGUUGAAAGUUUUGCCAAUAAUACACUGCAAAUGACAAGGAAGUACCACUUAUCCAAUCACACAGACAACGUUACAAAGAUGAACAAAUGUUUUCUGAUUGGUUUCAAUGAACAUUUUGAAUGUUCUUAAUCCACCAUAACAAAUAUAGACGAAUAUUAAUAAGAAGAAAAGGAAUUAAAAGAACAACAAAUACAGUUACAGCAAAAACAAUGGCAACAAGAAGACAGAGUACUGUAUUAAAAUAAUUGAAUUAUUCAAAGAAAAAUAGAAAGACUGAAAUUGUAUUAGAUUUCAUGUCAUGCAGGGACAUUCAUUACCAACAUGUAAAGUUAUUUUAAAUAAAAAAGAUUUUAAGUCAUUUUUUAAUAAAUGGGGUUCUAAAUGAUUUGAUAAAAGUAAAAAAUUUGCCACUUCUGUGCAUUGUAAAAACAUUAAAGUUAUUUCAAUAGAUAGUAUAAAUAAUAUACACUUUUUCCAGUUUAACUACUAAACCAGUCAUCAAAAGAGAAAUUCUUUGAAGUGACAGUCAUGGUCUCUGAAUGUCUACAAACGAUAUCAUAUUUAUUACAGUGUGAAGCUAAGUUGUGUCUGACAGUGGUAAUUAGCACCAGGGGAAUUCUUGGAGACUGUCUGAUUUAAAUCUCGACGUGGUUAUAACUGCAGGAUCUAAAACCCCUUUCAGAAGGACAACACACCAUGAGGGAAUUCGGACAGACAUCGAAAUGCAAGAGGAAUAAUGGUUAUAAUAACUCUCAAUGAGACUUGAAAAAGAUGUUUUUUUCUGAUUAGAGUCUAUACACUUAUAAAACAAGUGAUAAAGAAUGGAAUAUAAUUUUGUUGGUGUGAACUGUUUGAAGCAUGUUUAAUUUUGCAUGACAUAUAUUUUUAUUAUAAUGCUUAUAUUGCGAUUCUGCAUGUUUAAAUGCAUUGCACAAUUUAGUGUUCAUGAUUUGUUAUGUCUUCGUCUUGUUUUCGCUUUUUAGUGUACACCAGUUUUCAUUUUCCUCUGCACGUAACCUGUUUAACUUAAUUUACCCUUAUUUCCUUAUUAGCAUUUUUUUAUUGAGUUCAUAAUUAGUUUUAAUGGUUCUUCAUAUUAAUAUGUAUGAACAUUAAAUGUUUUAGCAUAACUAUAAAACAACUAACAUGCUUAUCACAUCAUUAUAAAUAUGUAUCUUGUAAAUAUUCAUAGCGGAAGGAUAACCAUUGAUACAUUACACAGUCAUGCAAUCCCUAGACCUGUUUAAGAGAAUAAAUAUUGACCAUCAAAUAUGAAAACAGAUGUUUUAUAUAGAUUAUUCAUUUCUGAAUGAUUUAAAAAUUGUUUCAUGUUUUUGAUGUAUGUGCAGGGUCUGUUAAAUAUAAUUUAUCACAUAGCUCAUACUUAAAUCGUUAUGAAUUUGUUACAAACAUACGUAUGCGCAUAAAAAAUUUGUAGAAAGUCAAAUAUAACUGGGUGUUAAUCUGAUAGCUUAAUUUUCAGGUUCAUUUCCUUGACAAUAGAUUCAGUGAUUUAAAUGAAACUUUUAUAAUUAGAUAUAUUUAAAGACGUUUACAGAAAUAUAAAUGUUAACGUUAUACAAUCAAGUAGCUAAGAGCUGUAACCCUAUUUCAAAAAUAUGUUGCUACUUUGGUGGAAGAUGAUGUUUUAGAUCAAUCAGUUAUAAAGAAACCAUUGCUGAAACCCAGAGACCCUUUACAAUGUUGUUGGAAAUAAAACCAUGAACAGUUUAAGGAAAUAAUAUUCAAAUAUGCAUUGCUUGUAUUAACAGUAAAGAUUGUGCCAUUGUACAGAAUUGACAUUAAAAUAUAGAUCCAUUUACGAAAAUUUAAGAUAUAAGGUCACAGAAAAAACUGUGUCAGAUAUCGUAUAAAUGGAAAUCCAUCUUAUAAACUACUGAUUAACUGCUGUCAGUACUCUCUGACAUUCAAUCAGAUAAAACGUUGUUAAUAUUAUUUAUGACUUUAUUUAUCGUAACUUGUCAUGUAAACAUCCAUAACAGCGGCUCACAUGAGCAGCAACACCAGUAAAUUCGGGCAUAAAUAUUAACAAGUCGUUUUAAUCUUGCUCACGUGCUUUUACGAAUGCAUUUUAACUGAUAGAAAUUAGUAUUUAAGAUAUCGCUUUAGAUCACGCAUGCAAACGUAAAUAAAAUAAUUUAAAAAAUUUUCAUUAUGUAUUUUACAAAUAUUAAUCAAUGGAAUGGCUGCAACUGUAAUCAUGCUUAAGUAGAUUAGAAAUACAAUAAAAUAAUGAUAGCAUAUUUGUCUAUUAUUUGAUCAUUCACACAAGUGUAACCCAAGACCGCCAGAUGUUCCAAAACUAAUUAUAUGUUAGUAAAUUAGUAAGAGACAAGAUGACGACAUUUUCUUUUAUAUUGUCCAUUUACUAUUCUUUUUUGUCGGCAAUGAUGUCAUUAUCACGUCAUUCAAAAAUACUCUUUAGCGUAAUGCAAACUUUAAGCAUGCCAACAAGAUUUCACAUUUUGGCUUAUACUUCAAUAGCUCAACGACAUAAUUUCCGUCUUUCAAGGCGGAUGCACCUAGAAAUCGAUGCUGAAUUUAAAAAUUACUCUUUGGACAUUAUGAAAACAAAGGCUAAGAAGAGUUUGAACAUUCUGAUAAAACUUUGAUAUUACUUGUUAUACUCGGUAUGCAUAACAUAACAAAUAAUUCAACUAUAAUUCCAUAUUUUCAUAUUCCAUUAUUGUAUUAGUAUUAUUGUAGAGUGUUGAGUUUAUGCGUAUUUUGCAUUGUAAAGACCUACGAUACAUUAUUUGGUUAACAGCAUUGCUUUUUUUCCUUAUUAUCAAGUUUGUUAAUUUUCUUUAUUUAUUUUAAGUAUUUAAGUAUGAUCUGUUCUUCGAUGCUUCGAAAAAAAAGCCCUUGACAAAGUAGCUGGUGGAUUGACCGUUUUUCAUUUGUUGAUGAUGUAUUGAGGUCGGGAGUUCAAAAUCAUUGGUCUGUCAAAAUCUAAUCGAAACAUUCAUUGUGCGUUGCAAAUUAAGAUACAAAAGAUAAUAACUUAUAUAUUCUGACAAGAAACACUCGUUUUCUUCAAGACAGUUUCCUUUCGACCUGUCCAGUGCCUUUUCUUUUUUGCUGAAAAAUAGUUUCAUAAACAUAUAAUAAUGUAUAUUGCAUUGAUACACCUUAAAACAAAAUAAAUAAAUAAAUGAGUUUUUUAAAGCUCUUUUGUAAUAACAUCCAAAGUAAUAAUGCUAUGUUCUUCGAAAAGUAAGGUUUUUUCACAAUGAACACCCGUAGCCUAGUUUUCCUUUCAAUUCUACAACAAACAUGAAUUUAAUUAAAGCGAUGUCUACCAUAAAGAAACACACGCUGUUGCCUUCGGAAAUGAUGUCAUAAAUUGUAAUCAUAAUCGAAUUAAUCCUCCCAGAAGUGGGUUGACUGCUGAGAGUUUUAGGUUGGUUCCCUUCUUCCCUUAAUGCAUAUGUUAGGUUAUUUACAGGUUAAUGAUGACAUUUUUAUCCCUAUGUUCCAAAUUGUAAUUUGUGGAAUUUCUUAUUGCUCCAUUAAAUACCUCGUCACUUGUCCUUACAAUUUAUAUCUUCACCUUAUUGGCAUGUUUAUGUCAUACAUUUCUUUCAUGUUCUCAUUAAUAUUUCUAUGAUUUAUUGUUGUUAUUAUUAUUAUUCACAGUAAUAGAAAUGGACACCCCCGUCUUGCUCUGCCCUUGGUGUCCUCUCUAGUUUUUAUUUGGUCACCAUACAAUACAUACAUAUACUUUGUGGCUCGGUUUUGUUGGGAGAUGUGUUCAGUGAACGUCUUCUCAUUAUGAAACAUAUUCCAUUAUUUGUAUAUGCUGAAAUGUGUUUAUUAUAUCUCUUUCAUGGGACAGUUAAACAAUUCUCCGACAAGAAAGCUGUCAAAAUGAUGUCCUUCAUCGUUUUUACUGAGGUCGAGAGUUCAUUGCCAUUUCUUUUGUCAAGUAGUAAUAGAAGUAUUGUUUAUUUAUUUCCAAAUGAAUAUCUGUAUAUUUACUGUAUAUUCAUAAAAACCCGAAUAAACAACCAGAUAAACUGGAACAAUUUUCUUGCAUUGAUCCUUAUAUGGUAGAAAGACAUGCUCACAUUUUAUUCCUUUUAUUAAAGUACACUUAUUUGACUUAUCCCUUUUUAGAUCUAUAGAUAAACAAGUUAUAUGACAACUACAUAUAAUGAGCAAAAAAGGAGGAAAGAUAAAUAAUAUGAUAAAAGAACAACAAUCAAAACGCCAAAAAGAAAAUUCUUUAAAAAACAAAACAAAACACACAACUACAUGCCACUAUAAGAAUGAUUAAUGGCGCUUCGUUUUGACAGUAUAGAAGAUAAACGAACGGCGACUCUAACUAAUGACUUGUGAUUACCUUGACGAACAAUCAGUCCUCCCCAAUUCACAUUUUCCUGUUAAACAUCAAAGCACUGCAUCAGUUGAUCAGUCUGCAUUUAAUGUGAUAAUAAAUUUUCUUUGGACAUUAAUAAACAACUAAAAAAUAUUAAAGCAGAACGGUAUGAGCCACAGACUUAAUGUCUAAAUGAAACUGUUCAGAUGAAUUGAUUACUUACUUUACAUACAAAGGGUACAUAUUUGGCUUUAUUAUUUGUAUGUUGAAUAAUGUAAAUCUAGCAUGGUUCAAAACAGUUCAAUUGCUUUAUAAGUAUGGCAUUCUAUUUAUAGUUUUAUUAGAAAUUCGGUUUAUUAUUUUUUUAAUACUCUUGUGUUAUGGAAAAUAUUUUGAUAGUAUUCUAAACUUUAAAAGUUAAAAGUUUCACUGAAUGUUUCAAGAAUAACUUGUUUACAGUACUCAUAUAUUUUCUGUUACAGGGGAUUCCCAGUUCGCUCAUGAAUGUAUUUAAUAUUCUUUCUUAAUCGGCGGACUUUAUUUAUUUGUAAAGAUAGAUUAUUGAUUUUUGUCUAUUCCGAAAUGGUAGUAUGAAAUCUUUCAUUUUUGCCAUUUUCAUAAUUAAAAAGGGUAGUGAGAGUGAAGUGUUUUAAUACUUGGAAUGCAUUUUUGCAUGUUUUUAAUCUUUCCUGUAUCUUUGAAUGCAUGUGUCUGAUACUUUCAAUGACACAUUAUUAUAAAUUAUGAACCAUUUAAUAUCGAAUAUUUUAAACUUUGUUUUUUUUUACCAUAAACACAUGUAAGUGUACUUUUGUUGGCACGUCAUUUGUGCCCAUUCCUAUUCAUAAAUCACCCUUUUAAAAACAUUGAUUUAAUUAUGUUGGUUAUUAUCCUUCUUCUUCUUCUUCUUCUUAUUAUUAUUAUUAUUAUAACACGAUACCUAAAAGGUUUACUUCGUUUUUCUUAACAUGUGUAUAGAAAGAUGCAUGUCGUGAUUAUUAUUCAUUAACGAUGCUUUUUAUAUAAUUGCAUGUAUCCAGUUAAAAAUGGAAACAUUGUUUCCAAUUAUUGUUGAAUUCAAUGCUUUUAAAAAUCGUCAAAUAAUACGUUUUUGUCAUACUAGUAAUGUGUUAAGUAUUAAGUGACUUUUUUAUUAAAUUUUAUUACUUAAUUAGAAUUGUUGCUUUCCUUCGGUUGUUUUUGAAUUG